Messenger RNA from Trichoderma asperellum CBS 433.97, 2040 nucleotides. The record is from RefSeq and is a predicted model, not a curated record. Lineage: Eukaryota; Fungi; Ascomycota; Sordariomycetes; Hypocreales; Hypocreaceae.
AUGAAUCGCAAAUCAUCCUGCUCAAGCAAUCAAGACAGGGCUAGGGGCCUAUUGCUUACCGUAGCAGUACCGGACGGUCUAGGAGGUAAAUUUUUCAUAACACGAGAACUUGAAGAGGGGGAACGCGUCAUCGAAAGUUUCAUAAAGGAAUUCAGCCAACAUCAGGAAGAAUGGGAUGCACUGAGGACUACUGCAUUAAAAAUCAUCAAGAAUGGCCUGAGUAAUCUCGGCAUACGGGCGCGAGUAACCAGUCGAAUCAAGUCUGUUCCGUCGUUGCGGAAGAAGCUGCGCGAAAGAAACAAACGAAAGGGGUACGUCGACAUGGACAGCAUUCUAGGUGAUCAGGUCGACCUCGUCGGUAUUCGGAUCUCCCUAUUCUUCCCCAACCAACAGCCUGAGGUGGUUCAAAUGCUCAAGAAUGUCUUCAACUAUGAUUCUACUCGCUGCUUCCACCGAGACUGGAAGCCCAGAAAGUUGCAGAUCUACGAUAAGAUGAAUGGAGAAUAUGGAGCAGAUCAUCUUUGGUUACGCCUAAACCAAGAUGCCCAAACUCCUACGGAGUUACCGAAAUCUGGGAAACACCUUGAUCAAAGAUUUGAGGUUCAGCUCCGAUCAUUGUUAAUGGAUGUUUGGUCUAGUAUGAGUCAUGAUCUAGAAUAUAAGUCGCUCACAGGAACUCCUUCUGUCGCCGAGUACCGGCUUCUCGACCUACUUAAAGGAUCUGUUGAAAACGUCGAUAUUGAAAUUCGCCAAGCCCAUGAGACACAGCGUCGUGAAACUGAGGACAAACAAUUGGCAUCUUCCGCAGAGUUGGGGGAAAUUCUCUCAGAGUAUUUCCGGCAAGACGGGUCUCAGGAAGCUCCUCAAGAUGACAUUGACCUAUUCAUCACAGUGCUGAAGGGAGUGGCUCCAACCGCACCUCCCCAAGUUGGGCAAGGUUUUGUCAAAUGCGCAGGGCAACUUACAGCACUUCGUGAUCUGCAUCUAAAACGUCUCGAAACUGACAGAAAGCCCUUGUGUCUCGAUGGCGUGAACAAACUCCUCGCAGACCACACGCCACAGGGCUUGCUUAUGGAAGUACCUAUGGGGGACACUGAGCUCUUGUUCUCAAUGCUAAAACGCAUGGAUGCCAAUACACCUCGUGAAUUAAGGAGGUUUAUGUUGAACCGGGAUAUCAGAGGGCGCAUGCACAAGGAUAUCAAAUCCUGGAGCUGUGGUGUUAAUAUACUACCGCCGACAAUAUCUCUUUAUGUGACGAAGAGGAUUCUGGUCGGAAUGGGGCGUGAAAACCUUACGCCCGAAGCCCAGCGACCCUUGUGGUACUAUACAAAUAACUUGAUUUCGACGGCUCAAAAGGACUGGGUUGACUCCACUUUCUUUGAUCCCGGUGACAAUUUCCACAGCCACUCCUUGUCACAAGCUCUGAUAUGGCUCUAUCAUGUCUUUGAUGGAUCGGCGGAAACAUUACGCCAUGCCUUAAAGCCUUGCCAAAUUGAACGGUGCACGAUGAUUUGGAUUGCGGUAUCGUCUAUUGCCUGCCUCUACAGUUUACACCACAUUGCGGAGCUUUCAUUUUUUCAUUUAUUGCCGAAUCCUCUUGAAUUGGUGGGCAAGAGAACUCAAUCUAUGCGUCUGAAUUCUGAAACUCAAAGCCAUGACCAUAUUCUAGACGAACACAAUAGUCCAGUGGUUAAGUCUCAGAAUCAGUGUCUUUUUGAGUUUAUACGACAGCUCCACUUCAUUGAUCUCGAGUCUUGCAAUAGAGGAGUCGAAAAGUUCUCGUCCGAAACAAGGGAAAGAAUUUUGAGAUACUGGGGGAUUGAAAUUCAUGAUGGAGUCUUACUGAAAAUGCGCAUCGCAACCUGGCUUGCUUGUAUUAAAGAAUAUGAUCUUCUUGAGGAGUUUAUUGACCGCAAAUGCAACUUGGCCGGAACUUCUCGUGGGUUUGAAAUUAUGCAAAAGCUAUCUCAAUUAGCUACAAAGUUUAAUAAUGAAGAGGUGAAAAUUUUCACUGAUUCAAUGAGACGUGAGAGUGCUUAA